Annulohypoxylon truncatum is the source of this 375-nucleotide messenger RNA. RefSeq lists its product as uncharacterized. The record is from RefSeq and is a predicted model, not a curated record. The transcript has 2 exons. Lineage: Eukaryota; Fungi; Ascomycota; Sordariomycetes; Xylariales; Hypoxylaceae. Bases 1 to 375 code for a protein of 124 amino acids.
AUGCUUUUCAACAUUGCUUCCCUUCUGGCUCUCGGGGCCGUAACCGCCGCUCUCCCCGCCGAGGAGGUUUCUUGUCCUCGCACCAGAUGUUUCGACGCGGUCAACAAAUGUGGUAUCAAAUACGGUAGAUGUUACGACAUGUGCACUCAAGAAAUGCCACCGCCACCACCUUGCCCAGGGGAUUCGUCGUCCGUAACGGCAAUCCCGACAAGUACUUCUUCACCCACCACGACCGUCACCUCAAUUCCAUCUAUCACGCCGAUCCCGACUACAGCUUCUUCAGCCUCCGUCUGCACCAGCACCGGUACUGCUUGCGUGGACUUCCUUCGAAGCUGCGGAUCUCCACCGACGGCUAUUCUAACUUAUGGAGGGUAA